AUGAAUUCUAAAAUGGAAUUCACCGACCGAGCCAAGAAGGCGUUGGAAGACGCCAUGGCCCUUGCCGAGCAAUACGCUCAUACACAACUCCUCCCCGUCCACCUUGCGGUGGCUCUUCUCGACCCUCUACCCGACCAGUCCAAAGACCAGCAGAAUGCGCCGCAAGGAACGACCUCCACACUUCUUAGACAAGUCAUUGAGCGUGCUCACGGCGACCCGCAACUCUUCGAUAGAGCUCUGAAGAAGACCUUGGUCCGCCUGCCGAGCCAAGAUCCUCCUCCGGAGAAUAUCUCCAUGGCACCGUCAUUCAACAACGUCUUGCGAAAAGCGAUGGAGCUUCAGAAAGUACAGAAGGACACAUACAUUGCUGUCGACCAUCUGAUCACAGCACUUUCGGAGGACUCUUCGAUUGAGAACGCAUUGAAGGAAUCCAAUAUCCCGAAACCUAAAUUGGUGCAAGAGGCCGUCCAGGCUAUCCGUGGCACGAAGCGAGUCGAUUCGAGAACAGCCGACACUGAGCAAGAAAACGAGAAUCUGGCCAAGUUCACCAUCGACAUGACAGCAAUGGCACGGGAAGGCAAGAUCGACCCAGUCAUUGGACGAGAAGAAGAAAUUAGGAGAGUCAUUCGGAUCCUAUCUCGUCGAACCAAGAACAACCCCGUGCUUAUUGGUGAACCUGGUGUUGGUAAGACGACAGUUGUCGAAGGUCUCGCGCAACGAAUCGUCAAUGCCGAUGUUCCAGACAACCUAGCAGCUUGCAAACUGCUCUCGCUCGAUGUCGGUGCUUUGGUUGCUGGCAGCAAGUACCGAGGAGAGUUCGAAGAGAGGAUGAAGGGUGUACUGAAGGAGAUUUCGGAGUCCAAGGAGAUGAUCGUCCUAUUUGUCGAUGAAAUUCAUCUGUUGAUGGGUGCCGGCUCUUCUGGCGAAGGUGGCAUGGACGCGGCCAACUUGCUGAAGCCGAUGCUUGCUCGUGGCCAGCUACACUGUAUCGGUGCCACAACCUUGGCUGAGUACCGCAAGUACAUCGAGAAGGAUGCCGCCUUUGAACGACGUUUCCAACAGGUCCUUGUCAAGGAGCCUUCAAUCCCGGAGACUGUCUCCAUUCUCCGUGGUCUGAAGGAGAAAUACGAAGUCCACCAUGGUGUUAACAUCGCUGAUAGCGCCAUCGUUGCUGCCGCCAAUCUUGCAGCUCGGUAUCUGACUUCACGAAGACUGCCUGACUCCGCAGUGGAUCUCAUCGACGAAGCAGCCGCGGCUGUAAGAGUUGCCCGGGAGUCGCAACCAGAAAUUAUUGAUUCUCUGGAGCGUAAACUGCGGCAGUUGAAGAUCGAGAUUCACGCUCUAUCUCGAGAGAAGGAUGAUGCUUCGAAGGCUCGUCUCGCACAGGCUAAGCAGGAUGCUAGCAACGUCGAGGAAGAGCUCAGACCUCUUCGGGAGAAGUAUGAGAGCGAGAGGAAGCGUGGCAAAGAUAUUCAAGAAGCCAAGAUCAAAUUGGAUCAACUGAAGGUGAAGAUGGAAGAUGCGAGCAGAAUGGGUGACCACGCCAGGGCCGCCGAUCUCCAAUACUACGCUAUUCCGGAACAAGAGGCUAUCAUCAAGCAGCUUGAGAAAGACAAAGCUGCUGCAGAUGCUGCCAUCAGUGCCAGUUCCGCGGAUACUGGUGGCUCUAUGAUCACCGAUGUUGUCGGGCCAGACCAGAUCAACGAGAUUGUCUCAAGAUGGACUGGCAUUCCUGUUACCAGGUUGAAGACUUCCGAGAAAGAGAAGCUUCUGCACAUGGAAAGAGCCCUCGGCAAGAUCGUUGUUGGCCAGAAGGAGGCAGUCAACUCAGUCUCUAACGCUAUUCGUCUCCAGCGGUCCGGUCUCAGCAACCCCAAUCAACCUCCCAGUUUCCUGUUCUGUGGUCCAUCCGGUACUGGUAAGACACUGCUGACGAAAGCACUUGCCGAGUUCCUGUUCGAUGAUCCCAAGGCAAUGAUCCGGUUCGAUAUGUCCGAGUACCAAGAGAGGCAUUCACUUAGCCGAAUGAUCGGUGCGCCACCAGGUUAUGUCGGCCACGACUCUGGUGGUCAGUUGACGGAGGCUCUCCGACGCAAGCCUUUCUCUAUCCUUCUAUUCGACGAGGUAGAGAAGGCUGCGAAGGAAGUCCUUACAGUGCUUCUGCAGCUGAUGGAUGAUGGACGUAUCACUGAUGGCCAAGGCCGUAUUGUGGACGCCCGCAACUGUAUCGUGGUCAUGACCUCGAACUUGGGCGCUGAGUACCUGGCCCGACCAGCUGGCAAGGAUGGCAAGAUCGACCCGACUACUCGCGAACUUGUCAUGAAUGCGCUACGCAACUACUUCCUACCCGAGUUCCUCAACCGAAUCUCAUCCACUGUCAUCUUCAACCGUCUCACCAGGAAGGAGAUUCGCAAGAUUGUUGAUCUACGCCUCAGCGAAAUCCAGAAGCGGUUGGCAGACAACAACCGCAAUGUCAUCAUCUCCAUUUCUGACGAAGCCAAAGACUAUCUCGGCAAUGCUGGCUACUCACCAGCCUACGGCGCAAGACCUCUCACUCGACUCAUCGAGAAGGAGGUGCUCAACAGACUGGCAAUCCUCAUCCUUCGCGGCAACAUUCGUGAUGGUGAGGUGGCCAGAGUCGAGCUGGUCGACAACAAGAUCGUUGUCCUCUCAAACCACCCGGACAGCGAGGCUGAUGAUGAGGAGAUGCUUGUUGACGAUGAGGAUGAUGCUCUAGAGGAGAUCAUCGCAGACGACGGCAUGGAUGAGGACAUCUACGAUUAA
Phaeoacremonium minimum UCRPA7 is the source of this 2784-nucleotide messenger RNA. RefSeq names its product putative heat shock protein hsp98 protein. The transcript has a single exon. Gene Ontology annotation, molecular function: ATP hydrolysis activity; ATP binding. Gene Ontology annotation, biological process: cellular response to heat. Bases 1 to 2784 code for a protein of 927 amino acids. Gene Ontology annotation, cellular component: cytoplasm; cytosol. The record is from RefSeq and is a predicted model, not a curated record. NCBI's taxonomy places the organism in Eukaryota, Fungi, Ascomycota, Sordariomycetes, Togniniales, Togniniaceae.